CUCGCCACGCCAGCGCGCGUACGCUAAACCUGAGAGAGCAAGCCCAACUUAAUAGGUCGCCCGGGAGAGCUUCUCAAAAACCGACUGUGGACGUGUCUCGUCUUCUCACUUUGUCGACGUGUAGAUCAAGGCUCAGCGCAACGCAGCCGGUUCUCGCGACAUAACGCCUGAAGAUAACGCCUAGCUUGCUAUAAGAGCACGACUGGCCUAGGCGAACGAACGUCACGACCAACUAUAACGACGCUUCGAACGUCAUAGACGAGGAAAGAGAAGGAAAGGGCGGCGGCGGAAGACGAAGAAGAAGAAGAGGCCCGCCCAGCAUGAGGUCCUACAUUCCUCGGACGGCCACGCUCUCGUGGUCGCCAGCCGAUCUGACUUCAUUUGCCGAGCCUCUCAUUGCCACGGGCACUGUCUCGGGCGCCCUCGACGAGAGCUUCAGCAACGAGAGCGUCCUCGAGAUCUGGAAGCCAGACUACGGUGACCAGAGCAAUGCCAGCGAAGUGGGCAAGCCGAUUGGAAGCGUAUCGGCCAGCGCUAGAUUCAACCGCCUGUCCUGGGGCAGUGUCAGCCCGUCGAGGCCCCAGGGUCUGCUCGCAGCCGGUCUCGAGAGCGGCGAACUCAACAUCUGGGACGCGCAAAAGGUCCUCGAUGGCUCCCCCGACUCCAAGGUCAUCUCCAACACGCUGCACACAGGUCCCGUCCGAGGCUUGCAUUUCAACCCGAAGCAGUCCAACCUUUUGGCCAGCGGCGGUGUGAGCGGAGAGGUCUUUAUCUGGAACAUGGAGACACCCACAAAGCCCUACUCGCCGGGUGCCAAAUCGACCAAGCUCGAUGAGAUUACAUCGCUGAGCUGGAACAACCAGGUGCCGCAUAUCUUGGCCACGUCGAGCACCUCGGGCUACACCGUCGUCUGGGAUCUCUUGAACAAGCGAGAGGUCACCGCUCUGGCCUAUGGUGGUGGAGCUGGUACAGCCGGCGGUGGGUUGGGAAGCAGCAUGAAUGGCAUGGCGCUUGCUGCAGGAGGAAGACGGGGAAUGGGCGCCGUUUGCUGGCAUCCAGACACACCUACCCGAUUGGUGACGGCGAGCGACGACGAUGCCUCGCCCAUCAUCAUGCUCUGGGAUCUCCGCAAUGCUCGUGCGCCUGAAAAGAUUCUCACGGGUCACGACAAGGGCGUCCUUUCAUUGUCGUGGUGCAAGCAAGAUUCAGACCUGCUCCUUUCGUGCGGCAAGGACAACCGGACUAUCUGCUGGAACCCGCAGACGAGUGAGAUCGUGGGCGAACUCCCCUCAAGCCAGAAUUGGAGCUUCGAUGUGCAGUGGUGCCCCAAGAACCCUGACCUCUUGGCGACCGCGAGCUUCGAUGGAAAGAUUGGUGUGCACUCUCUUCAAGCUACCAAUGUGCCAGAGGCCACGGGUGAGGCGUCCGCUACUCAGGGCGCAGCCGAUGGUAGCGACAUCUUCAACCUCCCCGCACAGACCGAGGCUGGUUCGAGGGGUCUCUCUCUCAAGCAACCUCCCAAGUGGCUGCGAAAGCCCAUCAGUGCGACGUUCGGCUUUGGUGGUCAGCUUGUUUCGACAGUCAAUCUUCCCGGCAAGAAUGGUCAAACGCAGAGCUCCGUCGUCCACAUCCGCGAUGUUGUCUCAGAGCCUGGCAUUGCCGCCCGAGCCAAAAAGUUGCAGGAAGCGCUCGAGACGCAGACGUUGGCUGAGUUCUGCGACGAGAGGAGCAAGGACCCCAGCACCCGGUCCGACGAUGUGGCCAACUGGAAGGCGCUCCAGACGCUAUUCAGGGCCGACUCUCGCGACGAGCUCGUCACGCUUCUUGGCUUCUCGAAGGAGGACGUGGCUUCCAAGGUGGCUAACUCCAUUUCGACAUUCAAGAAGAGCGAGGGUGCGGUCGCGCCUGGCCUUAGUGCUCCUGGCACACCGAGUGUCAAGCCUGUUGUUGAGUCAGAAGUCGUUGCAGCGACAACAGAGUCCAGCGAGGUCGGAGCCGAGAGUGUGGCUACCGAGGCGGUCACGAGCGAAAUCAACGAAGCGAGCACGAAGGCGACAACAGCUGAGGCCGAUGGCGAACCUAGUCUCUUUGGCAACAGCAGCGAUGCUCAGGGUGGCGAUGCCGACUUCUUUAACUCAAUCUCGGCGGCCGAUGGUCCCGUCAAGUCCGCUCUUCCCGACAGAAUUCUGAGCAACGGGCCUUUUGCCUCUUCGGCUGCCGCGACUGCGGGGUCUCCAGGCCCCUCUUCGGUCACUUCUGACUCACUCAAGACAAACACAUUCCGAAUCUACCCCUCGGACGAAUCGGAUGCCGACAAGCUCAUUACCCGAGCCCUCGUACUUGGCGACUUUGAGUCGGCUGUCUCGCUCUGUGUCUCGGCAGACCGCUUCGCUGACGCACUCUUGCUCGCCGUGCGAGGAGGACAGGACCUGCUGGCAAGAACUCAGAAGGCCUACUUUGAGCGCCGAACCCCGUCGCUUCCUUACCUUCGACUCUUCCAGAGUAUCGUCAGCGAUGAUCUGACUGAUGUGGUGCAGAAUGCGGACCUCAAUGAGUGGCAAGAGAUUUUCGUCGUUCUCUGCACUUUCGCAAAGGCGGAAGAAUUUGCCAGCUUGGCCGAGCAGCUCGGUCAGAGGCUCGAGUACCAGUAUGAGCGUGCGAAGAGGGCGAGUAGCUCAAGCCAGGCCAAGCAGCAUCGCAAGGACGCGGUGUUAUGCUAUCUCGCCGCCGGCAAGCUCGAGAAGGUGGCUGGCAUGUGGAUUGACGAGAUGAAGGAAGAAGAGUUGGCGAUCCGGACCGGACAGAAGCAGGCCACCGACGGUCAGGACGGCAGCCUCUACACGGCCCACGCCGAGGCCUUGCAGACGUUCAUGGAGAAGAUCACCGUCUUCCAGAGCGCCGUCAACUAUGUCGACGUCGAUUUGGCUCAGCCUACUCAGGACGCGGAAGCGGCCGCGACGGGUGCUAGGACGUACAAGCUUGCCGCGCUGUACGACCGCAUCCACGAGUACGUGGAACUGCUGGCCAACCAAGGUCUUAUCGUGCCAGCUCUCAAGUACGUCCAACAGACGCCAUCCGACUACCAGGCUCAGACUGGUGAAAACAUUUCGGAUGCUACGACGGCGCGCGAGCGACUCGUCAAGGCCGAUGCGGCUCGCUUUGGAGGAAAGGGAGCGGCGGCAGCAGCUGCCCAAUAUCAGGCGUCGACGUCGGCAUUCGCUUCUUCCAACAAUGCCGCCGCCUCAAGCUCUGCAUACGCGCCUGCCUCGAACGCAUACGAUGCCUAUGGAGCUCCAGCAGCAGCAGCAACGAGCGGAAUCAAUGCAUACGCUCAACCCCAGCAGCAGUCACAACAGCAGCAGCCGUAUGGGGCUGCGAACACUGCAUACGAUCCGUACGGCACCUCAGCGUACGGGCUACAGCCGCAGCAGCAGCAGCAAGCGACGCAGCAGCCAGCGGUGCCUUCUGCUUACGCGCCCGCUCAACCCAUGGUGCCUGCCCCGCCACCGCCGAUCAUGGCACAGGCGCCGGCCAUCAACCCUCCCGCCGCUCCUGCCCCAGCGCCUCCUGCACCACCGCCAAAGCGAGACCAGGGUGGCUGGAAUGACAUUCCUACAGGCCUUGCCACUCCUCGUCGUACGCCGAGUGCGAUGAGCAACGCUAAAUCGGCGCCCAUCACCAGUCCAUUCCCCAAUGCGCCUGCUCCUCAGGCUCCCAACAUGUAUGGUCAAGGACCGCCGGGCGCCGCUGUUCCCCCUCCUCCGCGGGUACCAAGUCGAGGCGCAUUCAGCCCGCCCCCUGGAGCUGCUGGCAGCCAGUACGGACGGCCACCGCAAAUGCAAGCAGGCCCUCCUCGCCCGCCAAUGGGACCCCCAAGGGGAGGUAGCCAGGUGCGACCUCACCCUCCGCCUCAGCAGCAGCAGCAGCAGCAGCCACAGCAGCCACCUCAGCAGCAACAACAACAGCAGCCGCCGGCACCAGGACCAUAUGGGCCGCCUCCUGGCCAGGUGAAUGCUCCGCCGCCACCCGGACCCGGGUUCCAACAGCAGCAACAAAAUCUGCAGCAACCGCCGCCGUCCGGAUUCGCUCGACCACCGCCCGGACCACCUGGUCAGCCUGGUUUGAUGCAACCGCCAACGGGCCUGCCUGCGAGGUCGGCGACGCCAGGGGGAGGAGCUGGAGCUCCACCAAGGAGCCAGACACCUGCCAAGCCAGCGUCCAAGUACCCUCCGGGGGACCGGUCACACGUUCCUGAUGCUCAAAAGCCCAUCGUUGUCACACUCUCGCGCGAGCUUCAGAGGUUUAAGCAGACGACGCCACCCGCUCAAAAGCGGAUGGUAGAUGACAUCGACCGGCGGGUCAAUUUGCUCCUCGACAACCUCAACUGCGAAACCGUCGAUGCAAAGUUGAUUCCUAUCCUGCUCAACCUGUGCCAAGCCAUCGAUGCGAGGAAUCAACAAGCGGCCCUGAGCCUUCACCUUCAGAUCACAUCGUCUGCUUCGGGAGAGGUUGCCCAAGCUAUGGUGGGCGUCAAGCAGCUUAUCCAACGUAUGCAGCCGGCGUAAAGAUCUUGGACCUCUUCGCCGCGACUUCUAGAGUAGGACUUUUGCCUUUUCGCCCUCUGUCCACCUCGCUCUCCUCCCCAACCGUUCACCUCAUGGUCCUCUCUCGCCCUUUUGAUGUUAUCUCUCGUCAGAAAUGAAAAUUCAAUGUUGACUCGAGCUAUCGCACUCUUCCGAUUCAGAGACUCAAAGAAGCAAACUAUC
Molecule: messenger RNA, 4766 nt
Organism: Acaromyces ingoldii
Lineage: Eukaryota; Fungi; Basidiomycota; Exobasidiomycetes; Exobasidiales; Cryptobasidiaceae
Exons: 4
Coding region: 321-4565 (1414 amino acids)
Biological process (GO): endoplasmic reticulum organization; endoplasmic reticulum to Golgi vesicle-mediated transport; intracellular protein transport
Cellular component (GO): endoplasmic reticulum exit site; COPII vesicle coat
Molecular function (GO): structural molecule activity; protein binding
Source: RefSeq, a predicted model, not a curated record